AUGGAUAGUCAGAACGUGGCUACCAACCUUGAAGACCUUCAGUCGUCUGGCUCAAAACGGCCAGAACAAGCCGACAGAAAUUCCACAGAGUCUAAUGCUGCCUCGCGACCGCUUGCGCCUCCUCCUCGACCCUCCCAACCCCAGUCGCAGAGCAAGCAGGUAGACUAUUUCUCCGGCGCACAGCAAGAAGGCGCACAUUUUUCGCAAGAGCCUAAUCCGUUUGAAAAGUCGUUCGGGCAACCAUCAUCUGAAGCAUCGGACAGCAAGUCGCUCUUGCCUCCUGUCGCUGCAUUGACAUCGCCCGCACCGCUUCAACCAGAGGGAUCAUCUACAAGUGGCUAUAAUUUCGCCUCAUCAUUAAGGGCAGGGCCUUUGAGUCCUGCUAUGCUGGGAGGUCCCGUUGGAUCGGGUACGGAUUAUUUCGGCCCGCAAGCUGGAACUGCUUUCCCUGGUGUGACACCAAACGAAUCAUCCUUACGGACGGGCCUGACCCCAGGUGGGGGAGGGUCUAUGUUUCCAGCUCCUAGCCCAAAUUCACAAGCAUUCAUCCAAUCACUGGCAGGUGGUGGCGCAACUCCCAGCACCAUUGACUUUCACCGAACUGCCAUUAACGCUGCUGCCGCGAACAAAAAUAAGCAGUACGGUGGCAACUCAUCAGCUCCUCAAGAGAGUAAGAAUAUACCAGCCUCAUCAAUGGAUCCUCUAUUACAGCAGCAACCGGCCCCACAAUCGACUUUCGGUCAACACGAUAACGAUGCUGCCAAUGGAUUAUAUCUUCUCGCACAAGCCACCAAUGGUCAACAAGCAAGCCAAUAUUCAUCCCUCAACAAUAACACGGCUAACCAUCAGAGGCAAAAUAUAGAAACGUCACCCAAUAUGCGCAAUGCACGGAACGGAAGCUUGAACGGCUCCACUCAUGGCAGUGGAGAUUUGUCUGAUGAAGGUUCUGAGGGUCGCAUGGCUACAAGAUCAAAAGGCAAAAGGUCCUCUGGCGGGAAGAAUAUUAGUACGAGUAACGGCAGACGUAAGGCAGAAGACAAUCCCUUGAAGCAGCCGCCCUCUAAGAAGCAGCGCAACUUGGACAUCAUGGAUGACAUGCAGGAUAUGGACUCUGAUGAUGACGACAUGGAUAUCAAAGAAGAGCCUCAAGACACACGCAAGAUGACCGACGAAGAGAAGAGGAAAAACUUUCUGGAGAGGAAUCGCGUUGCUGCUCUCAAAUGUCGCCAGCGGAAGAAACAAUGGUUGCAAAAUUUACAAAAUAAGGUGGAGAUGUUUAGUACCGAGAACGACUCUCUCACAGCGCAGGUUCAUGCAUUGAGAGAGGAGAUUGUUGGCUUGAAAACGCUCCUCAUCCAACAUAAAGACUGCCCGAUUUCACAGAGCCAAGGAAUUACCCAGUACUUUCAACAACAGCAAGAAUUCAACCCACACGCACACCCAUAUGGCAUGGGUUUGCCAAAUGGUCACCAGAAUGUGCCGGGGCGUGGUCGAUAA
Messenger RNA from Bacidia gigantensis, 1497 nucleotides. RefSeq lists its product as uncharacterized. NCBI's taxonomy places the organism in Eukaryota, Fungi, Ascomycota, Lecanoromycetes, Lecanorales, Ramalinaceae. The record is from RefSeq and is a predicted model, not a curated record. Gene Ontology annotation, biological process: regulation of transcription by RNA polymerase II. The transcript has 3 exons. Bases 1 to 1497 code for a protein of 498 amino acids. Gene Ontology annotation, molecular function: RNA polymerase II cis-regulatory region sequence-specific DNA binding; DNA-binding transcription factor activity, RNA polymerase II-specific.